Pistacia vera is the source of this 2156-nucleotide messenger RNA. RefSeq names its product aspartic proteinase-like protein 1. The transcript has 10 exons. Bases 162 to 1778 code for a protein of 538 amino acids. The record is from RefSeq and is a predicted model, not a curated record. Gene Ontology annotation, molecular function: aspartic-type endopeptidase activity. NCBI's taxonomy places the organism in Eukaryota, Viridiplantae, Streptophyta, Magnoliopsida, Sapindales, Anacardiaceae. Gene Ontology annotation, biological process: proteolysis.
CACGUGACGCACUUUCUAAAGUAAAAAAACUCCAACCGUAUUAUUGGCCUCAGCUAGUGCUCACUACGCACCCCCCCACCGCGCACUUUAGUACUCAAAGUUCAAUAAAGCUCUCACAUUAUACAUUACUAUCUCUUUCUCUGUCACUCUCCGUACCUAUAAUGGCGAAUCGUCUGUUUAUUUUGCUGGUCUCGUUGUUUAGUUACUUGUUGUUCGAUGGAUCGGCUGCUGUCACGUUUUCUUCGAAGCUGAUACACCGAUUUUCCGACGAAGCGAAAGCGAGAUGGAUUUCGAGAGGCGGUGACGCGUCGGCUGCUGCUUCGUGGCCGAACAAGAAAAGUGUGGAGUAUAUGGAGGUGCUCUUUGGUAACGACUUGAAACGGCAGAGAAUGAGAGUGGAUUUACAAAGUAGUAACAAAUCGCAGUAUCAAUUACUGUUUCCCUCUCAUGGAAGCCAGACACUUUACUUCGGAAAUCAGUUUUAUUGGUUACACUACACGUGGAUUGAUAUAGGGACACCAAACGUUUCGUUUCUGGUUGCAUUGGAUGCUGGAAGUAAUAUAUUAUGGGUCCCAUGUCAAUGUAAACAAUGCGCUCCUUUGUCUGCCAGUUACUAUACUUCUUUGGAAAGAGACCUGAGUGAGUAUGAUCCGGCAACAUCGAGCAGCAGCAAAAACCUAUCUUGCAGUAAUCAGUUAUGCAAGUCUCGCACAAACUGCAAUAGCUUGAAGGAUCCCUGCCCUUACGUUGCUGAAUAUGCUUCAGAAGAUACCUCAAGUUCUGGAUAUCUGGUUGAAGACGUAUUACACUUAGCUUCAGUUAGCAAACAUGCAACCCAAAGUUUGGUGCAAGCAUCAGUUAUUAUAGGCUGUGGUAGGAAGCAAACUGGCAGUUAUUUGGAUGGAGCAGCUCCAGAUGGACUAAUGGGAUUGGGACUUGGAGACAUUUCAGUACCAACUUUGCUUGCAAAAGCAGGAUUAAUUCUGAAUUCCUUCUCGAUUUGUUUUGAUGAGAAUGAUUCAGGGAGAAUUUUCUUCGGAGAUCAAGGGCCUGCCUCUCAACAGUCUACUUCAUUCUUGCCCAUAGGAGAAAAAUAUGACACCUAUUUUGUUGAGGUGGAGUCUUACUGUGUCGGAAGUUCUUGUCUUCAGCAAUCUGGAUUCCAAGCAUUGGUUGAUAGUGGUUCAUCGUUCACAUUUCUUCCAGCUGACUUAUAUGAUAAAGUUGUUUCGAAGUUUGACAAACUUGUGACUGCUAAAAGAAUUGACCUUCAAGGAAAUUCCUGGAAGAACUGCUACAAUGCCAGUUCAGAGGAGCUGCAUAGCAUUCCCAACAUGAGGCUCAUAUUUACUACAAACCAAAGCUUUUUAGUCCAUAAUCAUAUAUAUUCCUUUCCUGAAAAUCAGGGAUUUACAGUAUUCUGUUUAACUGUAAUGCCUGCAGAUGGAGACUUUGGUAUUAUUGGACAAAACUUCUUGAUGGGCCAUCUCAUGGUCUUUGAUAGGGAAAAUUUGAAGUUGGGUUGGUCACAUUCCAAUUGUGAAGAUGUGAGUGACAGCUCACACGUACAUCUUGGGCCGCCACCUGAUGUUGGAUCUCCGAACCCAUUGCCAACCACUGAGCAACAGAGCACCAAUAAUGCCAGCGCAGCUUCACCUGCCACUGCCAAAAGGGCUUCGUCAAAGUCCUCUGCACCGUCCAUCCUGCAACUUCAUUCUCUGCUCCGUCUGAUGAGUUCAUUGAUACUGUUAAUGUGUUUGUUUGUUCCAUCUGAUUAAUUCUCUAUCUUGUAAAUCUUGUCCAUUCUUGGCCUAACUCUCUCAGCUUACCGAGUGUUCACUUUUUAUUAUUAGGUUAUUGUAUUGAUUGAGGUCGGUAGAAAGAGUUAUCUUCUACAGCUGUAGUCUCUGCGAGGUCACAUAGGUAAAUUAAGCUAUGUUUUGUUUAAAUCAUAGCGAUAAACUGGUGGGCUAUGUAGGAUCAUGAAACCAUUAGGUCCAUUACAUCACCUAGUCCUAGAAGAAACUAUUGCAUAAUUGCUUAAUUUCCGUGAUGGGGACUGGUUUGGCUUGUUUUUAGAAAAAUGGGGACAAUAUUUGUCACAUAGCUAUUAUAAAACGUAUGUCAAGAUCUUGUGUUAAUUUAAAUGAGAACAU